GAGAAAGGACAGAGGGGGCUAGGGGAGUACCAUGUUUAGACCCGGACAGGCUCCUCAUACCUUGACACGGUCCACUGAACGGUCAGUCAGUCCUUCUACCGGGUUCUAACCAGUUCAGCCAUGGAGAAUACAUGCACAGCCCAGUCAUCUGGACAGCUAGCUCAGAAACUCAGCAGUGAUUCUGGGACAUCCUUUGGGCUUGAUACGCGAAGUCGUUUUGAUGCGUUGGCGUCCGACACUUCAAUGGACGGAGAGGACCUCAGAGAAUACUGCGAGGGUUGGAUAUUGCCCCUACUCAUUCUUGUCUUUCCCCAUAAAUGUGGGUUCCACCCCGUCCAUAUCGGAGACAUCUUCAACAGGAGAUACAAGGUUGUGUCCAAGUUGGGCUGGGGAUACUUUGCCACGGUGUGGCUGUGCUUGGACCUCAGGUUGGGCAGGCGCGUGGCCGUGAAGGUUUUGAAGAGUGGAGAUGGAUUCACUCAGGCUGGGGAGGACGAAGUGACACUGCUGCGCUGUGCAAAUGGUCCCACGACUCGUCACCCAAACAGGCAAAGGAUUGUUCAACUCCUGGAUGAGUUCAAGGUUGCCGGGGUCAAUGGGGUCCACCGAUGCCUUGUAUUGGAGCUGCUGGGACCCGAUCUGCGCUGUUGGCAACUCUGUUUUGGAAACCCAGGGCUACCGCUUUCUUGUGUAAAACAGGUCAUUUCUCAGGUUCUCCAGGCUCUGGACUACCUGCACAUUCAGUGUAAAAUCAUCCACACAGACAUCAAGCCAGAGAAUAUACUUUUGUGUUUGAAGGAGCAGGACCCAGAACAGACAGCAGGGGGCAGUGCAUGUCCUGCACUUUCUGUGAGAGGCACAGAGUCCGCGAGUAGAGCAGAGGACCCUGCAGCGCCCAGCCAUCCGACGGAGAUCACCGUAAAGAUCGCUGACCUGGGAAGCUCCUGUUGGGUGUACAAACAUUUCUGCGAGGAGAUCCAGACUCGUCAGUACCGCUCCCUCGAGGUUCUACUGGGCUCCGACUAUGGUCCACCUGCGGACAUCUGGAGUGUAGCCUGCCUGGCUUUUGAGCUGGUCACUGGAGAUUCAUUGUUCGAGCCCAAAGCUGGGAAGACAUUUUCCGUGGAGGAAGGUACGCGUGUCGAUCACAUCGCUCAUAUCAUAGAGCUCCUUGGCAAAAUCCCAGAGGCAGUAGCCUUGUCUGGGAAAUAUUCCUUGGAGUACUUCACUCGCAGAGGUGACAUGCGUCACAUCGGGGGGCUGAAGCCCUGGAGUCUGUAUGAGGUGCUGGUGGAGAAAUACCAUUUCCUGUUGAAGGAGGCCUCUCUCUUCUCUGACUUCCUGUUGUCCAUGUUGGACUUCCAGCCCCAGAGGAGGUCCAGUGCUGCCCAGUGUCUUCUGCAUCCCUGGCUUAGCUCCUGAGCCCUGGCCCCGCCCAUGGGAACCACUGGAGCCAGCCAAUGGUAUAUAUACAUGAUUUAGUUAAUUAUUUCACCUUCAUUCAGACAUCAUGGGAUGAAGGGCAACAUGUGUGGAUUUGCCAGAAAUGUUGCUUUAGCAUGAGACAAUUAUCUCCACCGCAUGGAAUUGCUGUGAGGUGUGGAGCCCCAACAAACAAAAUGUGUAUUUGAUACACUGCCGAUUUUGCCGAUUUUCCUACUUACAAAGCAUGUAGAGGUCAAAUU
This is a messenger RNA of Esox lucius (northern pike), 1685 nucleotides long. Its product is annotated as SRSF protein kinase 3. The coding region runs from base 121 to 1422 and encodes 433 amino acids. The transcript has 12 exons. The record is from RefSeq and is a predicted model, not a curated record. Gene Ontology annotation, biological process: regulation of mRNA processing; spliceosomal complex assembly; protein phosphorylation. NCBI's taxonomy places the organism in Eukaryota, Metazoa, Chordata, Actinopteri, Esociformes, Esocidae. Gene Ontology annotation, molecular function: ATP binding; protein kinase activity.